Molecule: messenger RNA, 3094 nt
Organism: Esox lucius (northern pike)
Lineage: Eukaryota; Metazoa; Chordata; Actinopteri; Esociformes; Esocidae
Product: sushi domain-containing protein 6
Exons: 8
Coding region: 342-1802 (486 amino acids)
Source: RefSeq, a predicted model, not a curated record
GGGUAAAUUGUGACUGAACAAAACUCUUCCGUAAAUCCGCAAGAGGCGAAGUCUGGGCAUUUCAGCUCAUUUCCUGAGUAUCUUUGCCUGGGACCCUUAGCAGUAGUUCAGAUACCAGCCACUGAGAAGCUACUCAAGCUGGAGGCGAUUUGUGAUCGCCUUUCCCCGCAUUGUUGAUGCAUCUGGUGAUGGACGGAGUACCACACGACAUGUAUAGGUCGACAGAAACCGAUUAAACCAGAUCACGAUUUAUCGACCACAGUGGACGAGGAGGAGGCGCCGAGGGAACGUUGUUGUUGUUUGGGUUGAGCUGACUCCAUCUGCACUGGAAGUUAAAAAAAAUGUGCAAUGGAAUGUUAGACUCAAUGUCAAAUGUCUUUGGACUGCCCACCUCAUCUGACAAGCAGUCACUUUCUUUGUUGUUCUUCCUGACCGUGCUAGCCACAGGACAAGGGUCAGGAUGUGUGAGGCCAUUCAUGGUGCAGAACAGCUGGGUUAACUUGACAGAGACUAACAGGGGUUCAUUCCCGGUGGGCACGGUACUCCAGUACAGCUGUGACCCAGGCUAUCUAGCUGAUGGGCCCACCAUCAUCACCUGCUCCUCUCUGGGCCACUGGACCUCAGACCCACCCCGCUGCAUACGGAGUGAUGCAGUGUGUCGGCCUCCGUCUGAGCCAUUGAAUGGAGGGUACACCUGCCACCCUUCACCAUGCCACCGGCUGGGCCAGGGUACAGUGAUUGAGUACUUCUGUGACGAAGGCUACAUCCUGAAGGGAGACUACAAGUACAAAUACCUUACCUGUCAGGAUGGGGAGUGGGACGGCCCGAUGCAAAUCAGCUGUGUCAACCAAGGAUGUUUGAGGCCGUUCAUGGUCCAGCAUGCCUCAGUCAACCUGACAGAGACCAGCAGAGGGUUCUUCCAUGUGGGCGCAGUCCUCCAGUAUAGCUGUGAUCCAGGCUUCGUGCAGGACGGGCCCAACAUCGUCACCUGCACCCCCCUGGGCCGAUGGUCAUCAGAUCCUCCCGGCUGCGUACGCAGUAAUGUGUGUCUGCCUCCGUUUGAGCCCGAGAAUGGGGGCUACACCUGUCACCCGUCUCCCUGCCAUAGCCUUAGUCAUCGCACUGUGAUCGAGUACUUCUGUGAUGAAGGCUACAUUUUGAAAGGAGACUACAAAUACCUGACAUGUCAGGACGGGGAGUGGGACGGCCCCAUGCAGAUUAGCUGUCUCCUGGACCAAGUCAGAGAUCCUGCACCUCCGUUGGGCAUACCCACCCUGUCAAUUGUGGCCUCCACCGCCAGCUCUGUAGCCCUUAUCCUGCUGCUUGUGGUCCUCUUUGUCCUGCUGCAGCCUAAACUCAAGUCCUUUAACCACAGCCGGCGGGAGCAGGGUGUGUCCGGCCAGCCGGUGUCCAUCAUGGUGGAGGGGGUGCAGGUGGCCCUGCCCUCCUAUGAAGAGGCUGUGUGUGGCGGGGGGUCUCUGAGUCUCAGCUCAGAGGCCCGGGUUCAGAUAGUGCUGUCAGAGGGCCAGCAGGCCUCAGGGACCACAGAGCCUCUCAUCGCCCCGGUGGGACUCUCCAGGCCUUCCACCCUCUCUCAGCUCUCAGAGAUGGCAGUGGCUGGCUCGGUACUGCCGACCUCCCCCACAUCCCCCUCCUCCGGCUGGGACCCAGAGCAGGCUGCUGCUGCUGCACCGUCACGCUCACAGCGGAGGGACUCGACGAGGGGCGGCCAGUACAGCCUUCCCCUCCACGACCCUGAGACAGACUACUCUGAUGAUAUGCCUUUGUUAAAGGAGGCCUGAAUCUUGCUGCAGCCACUUGGGAAAACGUCUACGGAAUCCCCAUUGUCGUCGACAGCUUUUGCCCUGCUGUGUGGAUCCGGAAGCCUGUUUGGAGCUCCCCAAAGCAGCCUCUGCCAAAGCAACACAGACUAGACCCAACACCCAAGCACUAACUCAGGCUGUGUUUUGCUUAGCAGAAUAAUGUUCUCCAUCCAGAGGAGAGCGCAGAAUGGUUUCAUGUGUAUAUACGUGCUUAGCCGUUUUAUAGGACUCUUUACACUGUGUCCAGUGACUGACACUUGCUCUUUUGUUAUUUGCUCAGCUCUGAGGCAUUCAGCUGAAAAAGCGAGCGAAAUAAGCACCGUAUGUUAAAGGAUGUUUUUGGAAGGCUGGAUAUGUUAUUUGGAAGAUCUUCACUUAUAAUUUGUAUUUUAAUUUUUUACGCUUUGAGAAUUAUUGCCGAUUUUAUACCAUUUCAAGGUGUUUUCCUCACUGCAGAACAUACACAGCAGCACAUUAUGAAUGAUGCAUGAAGGCCACUGUAACUUAGAAUGAACUAAUCAUUUUAACAUAUACACAUUUUUACCUUUACAUUUCAUCAAUAGGGAAGUAUUUAUUUAAUAUGGAAUAUUCUGGUUUGGGUUAUUUGUGGCAAAACUAUAUGGUGUCACGUUCUGAUUGUGGUUUUGAGCUCAAUGUUUUAUUCACCCACUUAUUAGAUAAUUUUUCUGUUCAAGUACACAUCUCAGUUCAUUUAUGUCUUUGUAUUCAUGUAUGCACAUCCUUUCCCCAUUGGCCUUAGAGCUCCACUUCUAUGCACAAAGAACAACUCUAUUGGACUUCUUGCAACUAAAAAAGGAUUUUUAAAUGAAUGUAAAUUCCACAGUUAACAAAUUGGAGGUGGUUUUUCUUGGAUAUCUAUGUUAUGUUAUACUUUAUUUAUUUGUAGGUUGUUUAAAAUGUAGUAUAUGUUUAGAUAAGAACUAAAUUGAGUAUGUAAUAUAUUCAUGAAUGCUGUUGAUCAGCAAUGGUUCCUUUGAUGCUUCCACAAUUCUUGGAAAAGGACAUUAAAACCUAUGUUUUAAUGAGAACAUAAUGAGUAAGACUCUACAGUGAAUUGGAAUACCCAUGAAUUCUGAGAACCUGGUAAUUAUUAUGUACAGAUGCUUAUUGCCAUGUAUUAAAUGGUUUUGUUUUCUUUGAGACUAAACAAUUUAGUUGUGAAAAUAUUAUUUUAAUAUUUGUAAAGUUUAAGUUAAUUUUACUCUGUAUAUACCCUGCAAUCAUUUUAAUAAAAUAUAAUUUGAGCUCUA